Messenger RNA from Ananas comosus (pineapple), 2018 nucleotides. RefSeq names its product nuclear pore complex protein NUP50B-like. Gene Ontology annotation, molecular function: GTPase activator activity. Gene Ontology annotation, biological process: intracellular transport. The transcript is spliced from 3 exons. Gene Ontology annotation, cellular component: cytoplasm; nuclear pore. Bases 377 to 1687 code for a protein of 436 amino acids. The record is from RefSeq and is a predicted model, not a curated record. NCBI's taxonomy places the organism in Eukaryota, Viridiplantae, Streptophyta, Magnoliopsida, Poales, Bromeliaceae.
UUUUUGCCCUAAUUCCCCAUUCCUCACCCCUCUCUCUCUCUCUCUCUCUCUCGCUCGCUCGCUCUUCGCCGAGCAUCAUACGGUGAGAGGCUGAGUCUCUCUCUCUCUAUCUUUCUCUCUCUAGAAGCUUCCACCUCGUCUCUCUCCCCCACAGGAGUAGUGAUAACUUAAUCGAGGCAUUGCGAUCCCUUGAAGAAUUGUGGCGGCCGUUAAGGAGCGAACAAACCCUGAUAAUUUGAUGUGGAAGCAGUUUGAUUCUUGGAGCUUUUUCUGUGGUAGUGGUUCAUGAAGAAAAAUAAGUCGGGAUGUAUUCAAAUUUCUCUAAGAUACGAGAUCAUUCAAUGAAUAAAGCAGGAUUCCUAACAAUAUAAUCUAAAUGGCGGAUGGAGAAAACGCAGCCCCUGCAUCUAAGAAGAGGGUUGCCGGGGUACAACUCUCCAAGGAUAAUCCUGAGGUUGAUGACGAUACUUCCGAGACCGAAAUGGGGACUUUUCAAAGAGCUAGCGAGGAAGUGAUGGCGACAAGAAGGAUAGUGAAGGUCCGCCGUCAUCAACAGCCGUCCGCUCCCUCGUCGAACCCUUUCGCCACCAUCAAAUUUGUGCCGCCUAACCUAGAAGAACAAAAUAAAGUAAAGAAUGAUACAGGGAGUGAGGCAAAUGGAACCGAAAGUGGUGCUUUGUUGAAUGAAAAGGAAGGGAAGGAAGAGAACAGUGGCCAGUCGGAAGAUACAACUAAUGAAGUAACAUCUAAAGGUGAUAGUACUCGACUUGCAGAAGGUGGUGAAGUGGAAAAUGGAGCGAAAGAGACUGUUGAUGAAGCUGAAGAAGAAGCAGGUGAGGAGACUAAGGCUGAGAGAACAGAACUAGAAAAAACUGAAGCAGAAAAGAGGGAAGCUGAGGAAGAAAAGAAAGAUGAAGAAGAAAAGAAGGAAGACGAAGAAGGGACAAAGGUAGAUGAAGACGAAAAGAAGGAUAAUCAAGAAGAAAAGAAAGAAAGCGAACAGAAAGAGAAAUCUGCGUCAGCAACGCCGUUUAGUUCUUUUAAAGAAAUGUCAAGUAGCCAAAAUGCCUUCACUGGCUUUGCGGGAACUGGAUUUUCGGCAUCUGCAUUCUCCUUUGGAUCAGUUUCCGGUGAAGGAUCGACAUUUGCGGGUUCUGGACCUCUCUUUGGCCUUCAGAAAGAUAAUGCAUCUUCUUUUUCUUUUGGUUCAGGUACUUUAAACAAUAGUAUUUCUGAACCAAAUAAAAGCAGCACGGUCUCUAUGCAGCAAGUACCUGUUGAAACCGGUGAAGAGAAUGAAAAAGCAGUAUUUACUGCAGAUGCUGUAUUAUUCGAGUAUUUGGAGGGAGGGUGGAAGGAAAAAGGAAAGGGUGAGCUCAAAUUGAACGUAUCUAAAUCAAGCGAUGAAAAGGCGAGGCUUGUUAUGAGGGCGAAGGGUAUUUACAAGCUUAUACUUAAUGCGAGUCUCUACCCUGACAUGUCACUGAAGGAUAUGGACAAGAGAGGGGUCACUUUUGCGUGUCUGAAUAGUGCGGGAGAAGGGAAGGAAGGGCUCAAUACAUUUGCUUUGAAGUUUAAGGAUAGCGGUAUAAGAGAAGAGUUCCGUGUAGCUGUGGCGGCGCACAAGGGUGAGAAGGGUCUGGUACUGAAGACACCUGAGAACUCUCCAAAGGCAUCUGAUGAGUAAAGAAUCACACUAGUGCUUCUGAGAUGAAUCUCUCAGAAACAGGUGUCUGUUGUAAACACUGGUGGAAUUCUUGCUUCCUUUUUUUUCGUCUUUUGGAUGUUGUAUGGCGCCUUAAGGAUGUUUUGUUGCUAUAGCUUCAAGCUCUCUCUCUAAGUCUUAGAUCUAUUUUGAACUAUCUUUAGUUAAAUUCCUCUCCUCUGAAGAGUACGAGUGAAGGUUAACAGUUGCACAUUUUGCCGCUUUAUUGUAUUGUACUUGAGUAUCUUUGAGAAAUAUAAGGGUACAAUAUUUUGUAUCAUUAGCAUGUGGUUAUAGACUAUAAAUUGUGGAA